CCCGUGCCAUCGAAUCGGUGUUUUCCUUCGGCGAGCCGCGAGCGAAACAGAAUCAUUCGAGAGACCAGACAUCUCGUGCUCCCGAUGGACUCCGCCUCACCGCCCUCCCCGCCGCCGGCGGCGCCGCCGCAGGCGUCCGCGCCAGCAGCCAGUGGGGCAUCCAAUGCAAGCCUGCGGUGGCGGAUCCUUCGCCGCACCCUGCUCGCGCGCUCCGCUUCCUCCUCCCGCGCACCAGAGGAAACUUCUAACGACCAGCAGGAUAAAAAUGAUACAAACAAAAUUUCCAGAAAGACAUCCCGUGGCUUUGAUCUGAUUGAGUGUCAUGUGCUGCCAAUUUCCCAGUUAACUAAAUCACAUGCAGAUUCAUCAAGUAGAAAUGAGAAUAUUGUGGAAUGCAAUAGCGAUGUUUAUGUUUGUUAUAAGUUGCCAUGUGAAGGUUCACCUAAACUUAAUCUAGUAUACAGAAGAGAGGAUUCCCUUGAACUAAAUGACAUUGUAGCUUCUAACAGACACAACAUUGACACUACUGGACUUGUAUGUUGUUGGCCGUCAGAAGAGGUCCUUGCAUACUACUGUAUCAACCAUUCGGAUAUGUUCAGGUCCACAAAGGUGCUUGAGCUUGGAUCUGGUUAUGGAUUGGCUGGACUUGUUAUUGCAGCCAGCACAGAUGCUGAUGAGGUUGUUAUUUCGGAUGGAAAUCCACAAGUAGUUCAAUAUAUUCAGCAGAAUAUAUCCAUCAAUGCAGAAACUUUUGGUCAAACAAAAGUUAAAUCUAUGAUUCUUCAUUGGGAUCAUGAGCCUGCUUCAGAAAUUAUUAGUUCCUUCGAUAUAAUUGUUGCAAGUGACUGCACAUUUUUCAAGCAAUUCCAUGGGAGCCUUGCAAGGGCAGUCCGAUCCUUGUUGAAGCAUUCAGAAACCUCACAGGCCAUAUUUUUGAGCCCGAGGAGAGUACAACAGAAUUGGAUAUUGGUUGAUAUUAUCUUGACAUCAUCCUUUUUUUCCCGUCGUGUCCGAAAAAAAAGUUUUCUUUGACUUUGCACAGCCUUGGACUCUUGAUUAGUGACGACACAAGUUAUUGGAUGGUUGCUGAUUUGCUGCAUCAACACCUCCGUGUUGGUUUUAUCAUGAUCAUGUCGCUACGUCUGCAUGUCUGGCGUCAUCACAAUUUUCAAAUGCAAUUGCUUCAUGCAGUAUCCACUGCAACAGCGUUGUAUUGAUUAAGAAAUGCCAGCAAGGAAGCCAGUGUUCAUAGAUGACUACUUACCUGUUGAUGUUUCUGAAGUAGGUAGUAAUAUUUAAGUAGACAGCCCAUACUUCCUUUAGCAUCGCAGCUGUAAGGACACCCAGCAAUCUUUACUUUUGCCUUGUUUUUAAGCAUUUUUUCAGAUUCCCUAAUUCUAUUAUGCGAAUGGAUCAUUAAGAUUUGAGCUUUGAUGGCCAGAACAAUGUGUACAUAGUGAGGACUUGGUAACGGUGCGCAACAAUAUCAGAUAUGUGGUUUGAUACUAG
Molecule: messenger RNA, 1509 nt
Organism: Oryza brachyantha (malo sina)
Lineage: Eukaryota; Viridiplantae; Streptophyta; Magnoliopsida; Poales; Poaceae
Product: calmodulin-lysine N-methyltransferase
Exons: 9
Coding region: 85-1032 (315 amino acids)
Cellular component (GO): cytoplasm
Molecular function (GO): calmodulin-lysine N-methyltransferase activity
Source: RefSeq, a predicted model, not a curated record